CUGUCCCCUCUCGUCCCUGGGAGUGUGGGCUGGGCUGUCUCGGGGCUUCCGUGGGCCCGGCCUCUCCCACUUCGGGAGGAAAAAGCAGGGGAAGCCCCCGGUGCCUGCUGCCUCUGGAGAGCCGCGGAGCCCCCGGCCGGGUAGGCGCUGAAGACGAGCCCGGGCGGGGCCCCGGUGCGUCGUGCCUGUCGCCGUCCGUGUCCGGAGCGGCGGCCCGCGCCCGCCCGCUCGGCGCCCCGGGCCCCCCGCCCCGGGCCGUGGGGGCCCCACCCUGCCGGGCGUGGGCGACGGCCGGCGGGGGACGAGAGGAGCAGCCGUCGCGGGGCCUCGCCGCGGCCUCCAGCGCGCCAGCCCCGGGGAAUGCAGUGGCCCCCGGCCCCUGGCGCCUCUCCGUGUCUGGGCUGGGCCUCCUCGCUCACCUGCUCCGCGGCCACGACGCUCCUGAGCCGCGCCAGCCGGGCCCACCUCAUGGCGGCCAAGUGGUUCAAGGAGUUCCCCCUGAACCUGAAGACCGUGUCGGAGCGGGCCAAGCCCGGCGGCGGUGCGGGCGGCAAACUGCGCAAGAACUCGGAGGCGGGCGGCGCGGGGCCGACCCCGGGCAAGGGCCGCAAGAACUCGGCGGCCGAGCCGGGGAGCGGCAGGGCCGGCGUCGGCGCCCCCAAGGACAGCCGGCUGUCCCGGGACAGCCUGCAGGGUCUGAUUCAGGCCGCCGCGGGCAAGGGCCGCAAGAACUCCCGGGCCACCGAGGACGAGCCCCACCGGGGCGCGGCCAAGAGCUCGGGCUGCAGCACCUACAUCAGCAGGCUCAUCAAGGUGGACACUCAGGAGAAGAACGGGAAGGGCAGCUACCCCGGCGGCGGCGGCAGCAGCAGCAGCAGCAGCAGCAGCAGCAGCAGCUCUUCCUCGGCGUCCUCUUCCCCUUCCUCCCUGGGCCCUGAACUGGACAAGGGCAAGAUGAUUAAGCAGCAAGACACGGUCAUCAUUUUAGAAGACUAUGCUGACCCUUAUGACGCCAAACGGACAAAAGGCCAAAGGGAUGCAGAGAGAGUAGGAGAGAAUGACGGUUACAUGGAACCCUAUGAUGCUCAGCAAAUGAUAACAGAAAUUAGACGCCGGGGUUCCAAAGAUCCCCUGGUGAAGGCUCUUCAGCUGCUCGACAGCCCCUGUGAGCCGGGGGAGAACGGCAUGAAACCAGAGACGCUGGCCAAGAGACGCAGUUCCAAGGAUCUACUGGGGAAGCCUCCUCAGCUGUAUGACACCCCCUACGAGCCCGCCGAGGGAGGCCCCAGGGCCGAGGGGAAGGUGCGGCCGCCGGACAGCCACAGCCGGCUGCCCCAGGACGAUGAGAGGCCUGCGGCCGAGUACGAGCAGCCCUGGGAGUGGAAGAAGGAGCAGAUCGUGCGGGCUCUGUCAGUUCAGUUUGAAGGCUCUGAGCGACCUUCCAUCAAGGAGGAGACGGUGAGGCAGCACCACCGACAGAAGAGCUGGACCCAGAAGAUCUUGAAGCCAGCCCUCUCUGACCACAGUGAGGGUGAAAGGGUGGACCCAGCCCUGCCGCUGGAGAAGCAGCCUUGGUAUCAUGGUGCCAUCACCCGCGCUGAGGCCGAGAGUCGACUACAGCCCUGCAAAGAAGCUGGUUACCUGGUUCGAAAUAGCGAGUCAGGGACCAGUAGGUACUCCAUUGCACUAAAGACUAGUCAAGGAUGUGUCCACAUCAUAGUGGCACAAACCAAAGACAACAAGUACACACUGAAUCAGACGAGCGCUGUCUUUGACAGCAUCCCCGAAGUGGUACACUAUUAUUCCAACGAGAAGUUGCCUUUCAAGGGGGCAGAACACAUGACCUUGCUCUACCCCGUGCACAGCAAGCUGCACUAAGGUUCAGCCACCAAAAGCCCCGGCCAGGCCUCUCACACCGAAGAGGGCGUCAAAAUUCGACCAGCAUCUCAGGGGACAAGGCUGGACUGUGCCUUAAUAAUUGGUAGGAAGUGAGAGUCUUCAUUGAGAAGUCAAAAAGUCUUUGGCCUUGAAUCCAUUCCAUGACACCUGGUUACUGACCUGUCCAUUUUCUCUUUGCUAAGCAGUUCUACAAUAAGAAAUCAUAACUUACUCAUGGCCUCCACUCUCUGGAGUAGGGUGUUCUCUUUGGGGUGUGACCUUCAGGAAAGGUAAGUCAGGAGUUCAGGAACAUUCAGGUUCUCCGGAAAUGUGCUAGUUGUUACCUGGAAUACCUAGUCUCCAAACAAACCAACAAAAAAUCACUUGGCUUUUACAUAAGAUGACAAAAAAAGAUCAUGUGCACCAGAAGAGCAUAUAAUAUCAGACCCCUUCUUGGGGAAAUGGAAGACCAGUGGAAAAUAAGUGAAUAGUGGGGACCGUGAAGAAAGCUCUCUCUCCCUCUCUCGAGUGUCCUUGUUCAGCUCUAGCAUCCAUGAAAAUUCACAAAUUUAGGGUCUGGCAAAAGGAUUAUUUUGUUGGUCAGCCUUCUGAGAGAGUGUGUGUUUUCUCAGUCUCUGUGGACUUGUUCAUCAUUUUGCAGCAAAUCAGUAAUAUAAGCAUAAAUAGGAAGGAAAUGCCCCUGAUUUAAGAAUCACCAAUAUACUUAAGCAUUGGCAUUAUUACUAUGAUUCUGAAUUACAGAAUAAAAUACACAGCACAGAUUUCAUUUCUGAUUUUUAAAAAAUCUGAAAAUUUACAAAGCUCAAACUGUUAUCUUACUGGGUAAUUAUACAGGACUUCAGAUAUCUUUUGUGUUGUCUUUGUGCAUUUUAGUUGUUAUGGAACCUUUUUUUAUUUUUGUCCCUAAAAUUAGAUUUGUUAUGUAUUUUUAGAGUAAAUUAAAAAUAUAUAUAUAUAACUCUAGGAUCUCAUUAUAUGAACUGGGUCUCUAAAGCCUGCAAAUUUCUCUCAUGCUGUACAAAGCAGACCGGUUCACACUAUAUAAAAAUAUUUUAAAAGACUGAGGUUUUCUCUAACUACUAUUGCUUAAGAUAUUAAAUUAAUAUUCAUAAUAUUGUUAUCUUUAUGAUUUAUCGUGAACUGAUAUCACCACUUUACUGUGAAAAA
Molecule: messenger RNA, 3066 nt
Organism: Diceros bicornis minor
Lineage: Eukaryota; Metazoa; Chordata; Mammalia; Perissodactyla; Rhinocerotidae
Gene: SHE
Product: Src homology 2 domain containing E
Exons: 6
Coding region: 361-1878 (505 amino acids)
Molecular function (GO): phosphotyrosine residue binding
Source: RefSeq, a predicted model, not a curated record